Molecule: messenger RNA, 1383 nt
Organism: Centrocercus urophasianus (Greater sage-grouse)
Lineage: Eukaryota; Metazoa; Chordata; Aves; Galliformes; Phasianidae
Gene: TFAP2B
Product: transcription factor AP-2 beta
Exons: 7
Coding region: 1-1383 (460 amino acids)
Biological process (GO): anatomical structure development; regulation of cell population proliferation; regulation of transcription by RNA polymerase II
Cellular component (GO): nucleus
Molecular function (GO): RNA polymerase II transcription regulatory region sequence-specific DNA binding; DNA-binding transcription factor activity, RNA polymerase II-specific
Source: RefSeq, a predicted model, not a curated record
AUGCACUCACCUCCUAGAGAACAGCCUGCCAUCAUGCUCUGGAAACUGGUUGAAAAUGUCAAGUACGAAGAUAUCUAUGAGGACCGGCAUGAUGGAGUGCCCAGCCACAGUUCCAGGCUGUCCCAGCUGGGAUCCGUCUCCCAGGGACCCUACUCCAGCGCUCCUCCGCUCUCUCACACCCCGUCCUCGGAUUUCCAGCCGCCUUAUUUCCCACCCCCCUACCAGCCUCUUCCUUACCACCAAAGCCAGGACCCUUACUCCCAUGUCAAUGACCCCUACUCCCUAAACCCCUUGCAUCAACCCCAGCAGCACCCCUGGGGACAGAGGCAGAGGCAAGAGGUUGGAUCAGACACCGGGUCACUGCUGCCACAGCCUCGGGCCGCCCUGCCCCAGCUCUCUGGACUGGACCCCAGGCGGGACUACCACUCGGUACGGCGACCAGAUGUCCUGCUGCACUCAGCUCACCAUGGCCUUGACUCCGGCAUGGGGGACAGCCUUUCCCUGCACGGCAUCGGGCACCCGGGGAUGGAGGAGGUCCAGUCAGUUGAAGAUGCCAAUAACAGCGGUAUGAACUUAUUGGACCAGUCUGUCAUUAAAAAAGUUCCAGUCCCUCCAAAAUCCGUUACUUCUUUGAUGAUGAAUAAAGAUGGCUUCCUGGGUGGAAUUUCGGUCAACACCGGAGAGGUGUUCUGCUCUGUCCCCGGCCGUUUGUCUUUGCUUAGUUCAACUUCCAAGUACAAAGUAACAGUGGGAGAAGUUCAAAGGCGCCUUUCUCCCCCCGAGUGUCUGAACGCAUCCCUGCUAGGAGGAGUGCUGAGAAGAGCCAAAUCGAAAAACGGGGGGAGAUCUUUGCGAGAAAGGCUAGAAAAAAUCGGUUUGAAUUUACCAGCCGGCAGGCGUAAGGCUGCAAAUGUCACUUUACUCACCUCCCUGGUGGAAGGUGAGGCCGUUCAUUUAGCCCGGGAUUUUGGGUACAUCUGUGAAACGGAAUUCCCAGCCAAGGCUGUUUCUGAAUACCUGAACAGACAGCACACAGACCCCAGCGACCUCCACUCCAGGAAAAACAUGCUGCUUGCUACAAAGCAACUUUGUAAAGAAUUUACAGAUCUCUUGGCCCAGGACAGGACACCCAUUGGAAACAGUCGACCCACCCCUAUUUUGGAACCAGGCAUUCAGAGCUGCUUGACUCACUUCAGUCUCAUCACUCACGGCUUUGGGGCUCCCGCUAUCUGCGCCGCCCUCACGGCCCUCCAAAACUACCUGACUGAAGCUCUCAAAGGCAUGGACAAGAUGUUCUUGAACAACAACACUGCUAACAGGCACACAUCUGGCGAAGGACCAGGUAGUAAAACCGGAGACAAGGAAGAGAAACACAGAAAAUGA